CGACGAAAACGGAGAAAACUAAACAUCAUCGCUUUGCAGAUCACUGGGAUGAGCGCCAUCAUGGAGAGCAAACCGUUCAAGCCUGAUGACUUCAUCAAGCAGGAACCCUACAUCAAGGAAGAAUACGGUGGCGGUGAGAUACUGUCACAACAAAUCAUGCAUUGCCAACCGAACAUGCAGCAAACCCUAAGUUGGGACAAUUUGCCCUUUGGCUCCAUGAAGGUGUCAAAACAGAGUGCAACGCCGUACACUGAUGCGACCAAUUGUAAGAAGUCAAGCAAUCACAUCAAGCGCCCGAUGAACGCUUUCAUGGUGUGGUCGCAGUUGGAACGACGUAAAAUCUGUGAACAUCAACCCGAUAUGCACAAUGCUGAAAUUAGUAAACAACUCGGAUCUCGAUGGAGACAGCUUACUGAAGAGGAGAAGUCUCCGUUCGUUGCCGAAGCGGAACGUCUUCGCCUAAUGCAUAUGCAGGUAUGGUGGCCAACUAAUCUUUUUACCGCUAAAACACCGAAAGCUGUUUUGUAA
Cylicostephanus goldi is the source of this 528-nucleotide messenger RNA. Lineage: Eukaryota; Metazoa; Nematoda; Chromadorea; Rhabditida; Strongylidae. The record is from the annotation of a GenBank genome assembly.